Ostertagia ostertagi is the source of this 741-nucleotide messenger RNA. Lineage: Eukaryota; Metazoa; Nematoda; Chromadorea; Rhabditida; Trichostrongylidae. The record is from the annotation of a GenBank genome assembly.
AUGGAGCAAUGGUCAGCGGCGCAGUCCAAUGUGCACGCGGUCCCUGUCGUCACUUCUGGACUUGGCAGCUCUUCAACUGGCACGCAAGCACCUGAGCGCCACACAACACCUCGUCACCGUCGAGGUGACGGAGGCGCACGCGACAGAUGCCGUCCGGUGGCGCCGGCCGUGUGGGGAGAUUCGGUGGCCAAAUUUUGGUUCGGAGAGCAGCGGCGGUCCCUAUGUCAAGGUCGUAAUGCCGAUCCGGUGGACUGCUUUGGACCACCACAUCUGAGCGCCUUCCACUCGGUGGGAAGUCGUCUGUUUCGUGUCAGGACCUACCAUGCAGCCUAUUUGAGGAAUCUUCAAAUUUUCCCUCGCGUCGUCACAUUUCGAGCACAUUCAGGUGAAUAUCGGGCGUGCGAUCAUGAUUUCCGAGCUGGGAACGGGAGCGUCCAGAUUGUGAGGCAGACCCGACAUGUCCCUGUGGCGCCAUACUUUAUUCGGUCAAAGCCAGAAAUCACCUGGCAUGGGUUACAAUACGACGAAGAGUUCAUCAUAGCCAUCAUAGAUGUCGGGUUUGGAACUCUCAACUAUCUUCUGACGGGUGCUGCACGAUUACGAGCCAUCGGAGAACUUCGCCCAGAGCCGAAUCCGAUGGUGGUGGCUGUGUUUCGCAGAUCAAAAGGAUCAUCGCUGAAAAUGGGGCGAGCCGACGACUUUGAUAUUUCGAAGUUCAUGCUCGACAACGACCUGGCUGAC